Molecule: messenger RNA, 594 nt
Organism: Caenorhabditis briggsae
Lineage: Eukaryota; Metazoa; Nematoda; Chromadorea; Rhabditida; Rhabditidae
Exons: 6
Coding region: 1-594 (197 amino acids)
Source: RefSeq, a predicted model, not a curated record
AUGGAGGAAGCCAACCCAAUCAAUCUUACCUUCACCUAUCUCCGAAUCUUUUGGUUCAUUCACAUUUGGAUGGCUAUCACCGGUAUUCCGGGUGUCUUUAUUACAAUCAACUUCAUUUUUUGUUGGGGUUGUGUUGCAACGGAUCGUGAGAUUUUAGAGUACAGAAGAGGAACAAGACGGGCGGUUCGGAGGGCUUUCAGGGGAGCCUUGAUCAUUAUCAUUGCGGUCAACGAGUUCGGACUAUUGUUUUACAAGAAUCCAAAAACUGAGCACUACUUUUCUCAUUUUGCUAUUUUCUACACAAUUUUCGCGGAAGGAGGAUGUCCGGCAGUUUUUGGAUUAAUCUCCACUCUGUUUUAUCUCGCUUCAAUGAUAUCCGACGAGAGAAUCACAGUUUUGCCGAUGGAACGAAAAUUGAGGAUUUUGUUGUAUUGUACGUGGGGACUACUGUUUGUCAUGGCUCUGAAUUACUUCACAUUGUUUUGUGAACCCGUCGAAAACGAUAAAUUCAGCUCUCAUCUUGCCAUUUUCUAUGCUGUUUUUGUUGGAAUCAAACUCCGAGAAUAUGCCCAUGAGAUCCGCGAGCGAGAAUGA